Messenger RNA from Paralichthys olivaceus (Japanese flounder), 2846 nucleotides. RefSeq names its product transient receptor potential cation channel, subfamily C, member 6b (gene trpc6b). The record is from RefSeq and is a predicted model, not a curated record. Gene Ontology annotation, biological process: single fertilization; regulation of cytosolic calcium ion concentration; calcium ion transmembrane transport. NCBI's taxonomy places the organism in Eukaryota, Metazoa, Chordata, Actinopteri, Pleuronectiformes, Paralichthyidae. Gene Ontology annotation, molecular function: protein binding; inositol 1,4,5 trisphosphate binding; store-operated calcium channel activity. Gene Ontology annotation, cellular component: plasma membrane; cation channel complex.
UUAGUUUGACAAAGUGUUUUAAUAUCUUGCCUUUUUUUGGCUCACUGGGCACAAUUAUAGAAAAUUAAGUAAACUAAGAUAUAUCAUCUCUAAAAGAAGGACCAAAUGUACCCAACAAAUGCUAAUAUCCCAUGUUACAAAACACACCUUCAAAGCUGCUCUAAAACCACCCAGUGGGCGUGCGGAGGCAGCUCUGUCGCUCAGGUCUCGGGGUGAGAGUCAGUGUGACCGGUGGAAGAGAGGACGGCGUGAGGCUGGUGGACACGAGGUGCAGCUGUACGCUUGUGGAUGUUUGAGUUUUGGGUUCGAACAACUUAAUGGUGGAGCAGUUUUCUCUGAGAUGGAGCAGUGAAGGGGAAGCCAUGAUGCUGAGGCCGGCUCUGCCCAGACCUCGAAGACCUGCUCUACGAGGAGCCGGUUACCUCUUUCGUGCCCAGUCCUCCUCCUUCCUCUCCAUGACAGAGGAACUUUUCUUAGAUGCUGCAGAAUACGGCAACGUUCCAGAAGUGAGGCGGAUGCUGGAGGAGCUUCCACUUCUCAACAUCAACUGUGUGAACUACAUGGGCCAAAGUGCAUUGCAGCUGGCAGUGGCCAACGAGCAUUUAGAGGUGACCAAGCUCCUGCUGAGGAAGAAAGACCUCGCUAGAGUAGGUGAUGCUUUGCUGUUGGCCAUCAGCAAAGGCUACAUCCGCAUAGUGGAGGCCAUACUGGCUCACCAGGCCUUUGCAGACAGUCAGAAACUCACCAACAGCCCGAGCCAGGCUGAGUCACACGACGACUUCUUUGCCUAUGACGAGGACGGCACGCGCUUCUCUCACGACAUCACUCCCAUCAUCCUGGCUUCACAGUGCAAUGAGUAUGAGAUCGUGCACAUACUUCUGAUGAAGGGUGCCCGUAUAGAGCGGCCUCAUGACUACUUCUGUCAGUGCAGAACCUGCAGCGAGCAGCAGAGGCACGACGCUUUCAGCCAUUCACAAUCCAGGAUCAAUGCAUAUAAAGGUCUGGCCAGUCCGGCGUAUCUGUCGCUCUCUAACGAGGACCCUGUGAUGGCAGCCCUCGAGCUGAGCAACGAGCUCGCUGUUCUGGCAAACAUCGAGAAGGAGUUCAAGAAUGAUUAUAUCAAACUAUCCAUGCAGUGUAAAGACUUUGUCGUCGGACUCCUGGAUUUGUGUCGAAGCACAGAGGAGGUGGAGGCCGUCUUAAACGGGGACCCUGACUCGUGUCAAAGCUAUGAAACCUUUGGCAGACAAAACCACAUCAGGUUGAAACUCGCAAUCAAGUAUGAAGUUAAAAAGUUUGUAGCACAUCCGAACUGCCAGCAGCAGCUCCUCUACAUCUGGUACGAGAACUUUUCCGGACUCCGUCAGCAGAACACAGCGGUUAAAAUCCUGCUCGUCCUCGGUGUAGCUGUCGGGCUGCCUGUCCUGGCCUUCAUGUACUGGAUAGCACCUUCGAGUAAGUUGGGGAAACUCAUGCAUGGACCUUUUCUGAAGUUUGUGGCCCAUGCUGCUUCCUUCAUGAUAUUUCUCUGCCUGCUGGUCCUUAACGCCGCCGACCGCUUCGAGGGAACGUCGCUGCUGCCCAACAUGACCGUCCACGACCACCCAUCGCAGCUGUUUCGUAUGAAGACCACCCCCUUCACCUGGAUGGAGAUUCUCAUCAUAUCUUGGGUCAUAGGGAAGAUCUGGGAGGAAUGUAAAGAUAUUUGGAAUCAGGAUAUCAGGGAGUACAUCUCAGAACCCUGGAACCUUCUCGACUUUAGUAUAUUGGCCAUAUUCAUGACGUCUUUCAUUGCCAGGUUAAUGGCGUUCUGGCACGCGUAUUCUGCCCAGUGUUAUGUUGACGAGCACUACACUGACCUGUCCAACAUGACCCUGCCCUCUGACAUACAAUACUUCCAGCUGGCUCGAAUCAACUGGAUGCCCUCAGACCCGCAGCUCAUUUCUGAAGGCCUCUAUGCCAUUGCAGUUGUGCUGAGCUUCUCUCGCAUCGCGUACAUUCUGCCGGCCAACGAGAGCUUCGGGCCUCUGCAGAUCUCUCUGGGACGGACAGUGAAAGACAUCUUUAAGUUCAUGGUGGUCUUCAUUACAGUGUUUGUGGCUUUCAUGGUGGGAAUGUUCAAUCUGUACUCGUACUACCUCGGAGCCAAGCACAACGAUGCAUUUACAACGCUCGAGGAGAGCUUCAAAACCUUAUUCUGGGCCAUCUUUGGUUUGUCAGAAGUGAAGUCAGUGGUCCUGAAUAUCGACCAUAAGUUCAUUGAGAACACUGGCUACAUUCUGUACGGGGUGUACAACAUCAUCAUGGUGAUCGUCCUGCUGAAUAUGCUCAUCGCCAUGUUCAACAGCUCCUUCCAAGAAAUACAGGACGAUGCUGAUGUCGAGUGGAAGUUUGCUCGAGCCAAACUCUGGUUCUCGUACUUUGAGCACGGCGUAACGCUGCCCGUGCCCUUCAACCUCGUACCCAACCCCAAGUCUGUCAUCUCCCUUCUGCUGGGGAUCAGAGGAUUUCUCUGUCCUGCACCUCAGGGCAAAAACAAAGAGAGUUCAAACGAUGAGAUGGAGCUUAACAAGUUGAAGCAACAGGAGGAUCUGAGUGUGGAAGCUUCAAUUUGUCCGUCUCACCACCAGCAGAUAAUGAACCGCCUCGUCAAGAGAUACAUCGUAAAAGCACAAAUGGAUAAAGACAACGACGAAGUGAAAGAAGGUGAGCUUAAAGACAUCAAGCAAGACAUCUCUAGUCUCCGAUACGAGCUGCUGGAGAGACAGAGCCACGACAUGGAGAUGCUGGCUGAGCUCAUCGGGCGAUUGGGAGACGCCAUGCGUGUUCAGCAGAAAGAAGAGUAG